Heteronotia binoei (common prickly gecko) is the source of this 3224-nucleotide messenger RNA. It is a transcript of the gene LPIN1, whose product is annotated as lipin 1. Gene Ontology annotation, biological process: triglyceride biosynthetic process; fatty acid catabolic process; cellular response to insulin stimulus. Bases 210 to 3203 code for a protein of 997 amino acids. NCBI's taxonomy places the organism in Eukaryota, Metazoa, Chordata, Lepidosauria, Squamata, Gekkonidae. Gene Ontology annotation, molecular function: phosphatidate phosphatase activity; transcription coactivator activity. The record is from RefSeq and is a predicted model, not a curated record. Gene Ontology annotation, cellular component: mitochondrial outer membrane; nucleus. The transcript is spliced from 23 exons.
UGUACAUUGGCCUAUUGAGCUCAUGUUUCUUGUCCCGGCUGAGGUUCCAAGAACCCGAGCAAGCUAAAUUAGCAAGCAAACAUGAUCACUGAGAAAUUAUUUUCUCUCGAUCUUUGUUGUCAACAACUUAUUACUUUAAGGCAGCAUUUUUGUUCCUGAUGGAAGCUUAGACCGGUGUUAACACCCCCCAGCAGUACAAUUCUUUGGCAAUGGAAGAAAGUGCCCAUCUCAAGAUGCCAUCAGAAGACACUGAGUCACCUUGGUCCUGGAUUCCACUGAUGAAGGAUCCUGGCUGGAUCCGAAAUGUCUGGACCCGUAACCUGAAUGCACAAACCAUGAAUUACGUUGGGCAGUUAGCAGGCCAAGUCUUCGUGACUGUGAAAGAACUCUAUAAAGGAUUAAAUCCUGCCACCUUGUCUGGGUGCAUUGACAUCAUUGUUGUCCGCCAACCUGAUGGAAAUCUUCACUGUUCCCCUUUUCAUGUACGCUUUGGAAAGAUGGGAGUUUUGCGUUCAAAGGAAAAAGUGGUUGACAUAGAAAUUAAUGGAGAAUGCGUAGAUUUGCACAUGAAAUUAGGGGACAAUGGAGAAGCCUUUUUCGUUGAGGAAACAACUAAUGACCAGGAUACAAUUCCAUACCAUCUGGCUACAUCUCCCAUUCUGACUGAUGGAGCAGCUCUCAUGGAAUCACAGAUGAAGAGAAAUUCCAUUGACCGAAUACGAAAUGUGGAUUCGUCCAGCCCCUCCCAAGUAUCCAACUCUGCUUCUCCAUCCGCAAUAGACUCCACUACUGCGGGUAGCUCUGUAAAGAAAAGAAGGAAGAGAAGGAGGAAAUCCACCCACAGAAUAGACAUUGUAAAAAGAGAUACCAAUGAAGAUACCACAGAAGAUGAAAACAUGUUUCCUAUAGAACUGAGUUCAGAUGAAGAAAAUGAGCUACUAGAUAACGCAAGAACAUCUGUCCAUGACCUGAAUAGAGAUGAGUUGCCUGAUAUAAAUUCUGCUUCAAUCAGUGUACUUCCUCACCACCAUUCAGAUGGAGAAUGGUCUCCCAUACAAAGUAAUCCUAUAGCUUGCUCAGGGAAGUCCUCUCAUCUUACUGUUCCGACAGAGGGAGGCUUAUCUAGUUCUUGUCCUCAGCCGUCUUCUCAGUAUCCUGCUACAGACAGUCGGCAAGGUUCACGGCCUCCUACUCCUAAAAGUGAUUCUGAAUUAGUCAGUAAACCAUUGGAAAGAGGCAUACAGAAGAAUAACCCUCAGAUGCAUUGGGACUGGGGAGAACUACCUCAAGCCACAAAGUCUGCUGUUCUUCUCAAACCAAAAGAACCCAGCCCGGUGAAUGCGAAUCCUUCUGAAAACACUCACUUUCGAGUGAUUCAGAGCAACACUUCUGAAGAAUGUAGUAGCUCGUCUCCCUUACCAGCCCUUGGAGAUCCCAGUACUGUGACUUUUGACGACACAGAAUUGCGGGCAACAGUAGCUGAGAUAAAUGAACCAGAUAUAGAUGCUUUGGGGGCAGCUGCACCUCCACUCCCUGUCAAUGAGGAAAUAAAGCAGGCUCCAACUUGCUCCACACAGCCAUCGAGCAAAACAGAUUCUCCCUCCAGAAAAAAAGAUAAGCGGAGUCGACAUCUUGGUGCGGAUGGAGUAUAUUUAGAUGACCUCACAGGCAUGGAUCCAGAGGUUGCUGCGCUGUAUUUCCCUAAAAAUGGUGAUAACACUGUCCACUCCAAGAAUGCCAGUGAAGCUGCGCCUCGCUCAGCAAACCAGUCCCCUCAAUCAGUUGGAAGUUCAGGAGUAGAUAGUGGAGUGGAGAGCACCUCCGAUGGGAUCCGAGACUUGCCAUCCAUUGCCAUUUCACUCUGUGGGGGUCUUACCGACAACAAAGAAAUUUCUAAAGAAAAGUUUUUAGCCCAAGAAGUGUCCUAUCAGCAGUUUGUGGACAAUCCAGCUAUCAUUGAUGACCCCAACCUUGUGGUGAAGAUUGGAACUAAAUAUUACAACUGGACGACAGCAGCUCCCCUCCUGUUGGCAAUGCAGGCAUUCCAGAAGCCUUUGCCAAAGUAUUCUUGCUUGAGUUUCUUCAGUGCAGUCCUGGAUACCAUUAGGUUUUGCUUUGAUAAGAUAUGUGGUCAGCCGACAGCCACUGUGGAUUCUAUAAUGAGGGAUAAGAUGCCCAAAAAAGGUGGACGAUGGUGGUUUUCAUGGAGAGGGAGGAAUAGUUCUAUCAAGGAGGAAACAAAGCCAGUUCCAGGUCUGAGUGGGAAAGAAGCUGCGGACAUUGCAGACAGAGUUAAAGAGGAGUCGUCCUCAAGUGAUGAAGAACUCAGAGCUGCAAAACAAUCCAUUGGAUCGUUAUCUUCAAGCUCUGGUCACCUCUCGCUGUUGCCUGCAGUAGGUUACAAAAAGACCCUUCGACUCACUUCAGAACAGCUGAAAAGCCUAAACCUUAAGAAUGGUCCCAACGAUGUGAUUUUUAGUGUCACAACACAAUAUCAGGGAACAUGUCGCUGUGAAGGCACCAUCUACCUAUGGAACUGGGACGACAAGGUCAUUAUUUCUGACAUUGAUGGCACAAUCACUAGGUCAGAUACUUUAGGCCAUAUUUUGCCCACGCUUGGCAAAGACUGGACGCAUCAAGGCAUUGCCAAAUUGUACCAUAAAGUCAGCCAAAAUGGGUACAAAUUCCUGUACUGCUCAGCCCGUGCUAUAGGGAUGGCAGAUAUGACCCGAGGAUAUUUGCACUGGGUCAACGAACGGGGAACAGUAUUACCUCAAGGCCCUGUGUUGCUGAGUCCCAGCAGCUUGUUCUCAGCUUUUCACAGAGAGGUGAUUGAGAAGAAGCCAGAGAAGUUUAAAGUUCAGUGUCUAACUGACAUCAAAAACCUGUUUCAUCCCAACUCAGAACCAUUUUAUGCUGCUUUUGGCAACAGGCCAGCUGAUGUGUACUCAUACAAGCAAGUGGGAGUCUCACUCAACAGAAUAUUCACUGUAAAUCCUAAAGGCGAGCUAAUCCAAGAACAUGCAAAGACCAAUAUUUCAUCAUAUGUGAGACUCUGUGAAGUGGUCGAUCAUGUAUUUCCUUUGCUGAAAAGAAGCCAUUCUUCUGACUUCCCAUGUUCAGAUACCUACAGUCAGUUCACAUACUGGAGGGAACCGUUGCCACCUUUUGAAAAUCAGGACGUUCAUUCUGAGACACCGUAACUGCUUCCGGCCUUUCCUGUC